CGGCCGUCGAUGGUAGGGUGGAAACCUCUCCUCCGACAGGGCGAUGCACGCACAGUUUUAGAGAACGUUCAGAACCACCUCCACCUUUCUAUGCGUCCCUCCAAGUUCCCUCCAGGUCCCUCCAGCUCUCUGAUCCUCGAGGUUGAAGCCAAGAACCCCGCGAAACCGGCUCCAUAGUGCCGCGGUACCCGCUAAUCAAAUCGCACAUUCCGAGAUCUCGCGGCAGUGUAGAUUUUUCGGUCGAUCAGGCCUAACUCAAAGACGAUCGUUAACAUUCGCGAAGAAAUUCACUACCACUGGUUGUCGUUUAGUUUUCAAUCGCACGCGCAGAUGUGGAUGAGAUUUGUAAAGCAUCGGUGAUCGCUCAUCGAAUCGGUCGACGAUCAAUCAUAGUGGACACAGUGAGGAAAGAAAAGACGAAAGCGACGAAUUAAAUGCAGGACGUUGCCAAAACAUCGACGUGGAAGGUUGCACGGUAUCGUAAGCCGCGUUCUUCAUUUACCUCCGAAAGUGAACCGAUCGGUGCACCUUUUACGGUCAGUGUCUCCGCAGGAGAUCAUAAAAGGACAACGGAGAGAUUAAUUCGAGCAGGACGGGCCCAUCGACGUGGAAGAUCGGUGGCCGAACGGAAUUCGCAGGAUUCCCAAGAAAAGUCGUACGAAACUCGGAGACCCGGGAAAGAAAGUCAUUGGCAGUGGACAGAGCGGGGGAUAAUCAUCGUUGGGUGAAUGGAGCGGACGUUUGCGGACCGAUGACGAACUCGAGACGAGUUUGGUGCAGCCGAUACCGGGGAAAAAACAAAAACAGAGCGUGGCAGGACGAAAAUCGCGAUUCAACGGCCGUGGAAUUCGCCGUUUCUUACCGGUCGCCGCGGCGCGACUCGUAUUCGGCUUGGAAUCGCCGCACGAAAAGAAGACCCGCGACGAGCAGCGCCGGCCGAAUCGUCCCAAAGUAUCGCUGCUACGUGAUUCAUUGGGUUUUUCUCUCUAUUGGCAUUCGGCAUUUACAUCGGUCCCGGCCACGAUUUCCAUCGACACGCGUGUAAAAACCUCACGACCGCCCGCCGCUGAUCAAAGACGAACAGCCGAGAUAGACGCGCGCGCGCCGCGUCCAACAGAUUAGAGGAUAGAACUACUAACAAAGCCUUUCCUAUCGAUGAUCUUCUUCGUCCUAUCUUCCUACCGGUCGUCGUUGUUGUAAUCUUCUUCGUCCAUCGUCAUUGUCGUCGUCGUCGUCGUCGUCGUCGUCGUCAUCGUCGUUGUCGUCAUCGCCGUCAAGCUUUCGCCAACCGGUACGGAAGGAAAGGACAAGGAGACUCGUUCAUUUCGAUUGCACCUUGCCGAAACUCGUAUUAGGACUGGAACGCGAGGAAUAAGAAAGGCCUCCAUCGCCUUUACAGGUGGAGUCGUAUUAUCGUUUUACUGGUUGAACGUUCGAUGUAUUCGAUGAAACAUAUCGAUCACGAAGAAACGUAGAAUCGAAGCGUAUAAGAGACGUAUUUAAAAGAAAUCGGGAAAACCUUGGGGUUUUCUGGUCCAAAUUAUUCGGCAUACCGUUUAUCGCUUGCAUAUCGAUGUUUUGGCGCUACACGUCUCGUGUCAAUUAUAAUGCAAUCGCGGAAGUUUUUCGAUGCACUUUGUAACAUAACCGACUAUGAAAUUAUCGAGCGUGAUUCAUGAAAGGCCUAUUGGAUAGAGAAUCACGGAGCAGUCAGAGAUAAUCGCGAUGUCACUGGCGGAGAGCGACGAGCUGCUGAUAUCGUUUUAAAAGAAAAUCUAUAACGCGAAAAAAAAAACGAGACAAGAAUUAGUCUAAUCGCGGACGCGAUUUUACAAAGAAAAAGUGUCACGAUCGGAGUAGCAUAGCCAAGGUUAUGGUCGAGAUAAACCGAGACCAGUGAACAGCCUGAUAAGACGUGGACCGUCGCUCUGGGUUUCAGAUUGCGAGAGGGACGCAACGAGUACGCGGCUGGUUUCAAGUCCGCUCGGACCUCGUCUCGAGGUGCUCCCUCUUCCCGUCCUUUCGAUUCUCCAUUUCGAUCUCGAUUCACGCGAUCCAACCGAACCGCAGGGAAGCGCAAAAAUUCUGUCGGAGAAUUUCAGUGAUGCCGAUCAUUCGCCGCGGUGUCGUGCUUCGCCACUUUGAAGUGACAGUUUUCCACGAAACGAUUUAACUAUCGCGUCUCGACAACGACCGCAGUUCCAUCACUCUGGUAUCGUCGUUUCUUUUAAUCAUCCAGUGUCGACAAGUCAAUUCCAAUAAUAUAAUCAUCUGCUCGUCGCUACGAAGAGUAUUGGAAACGUAAUAAUCGUUACAUUCGCGUAUCUUCGCAAAAGGAUAACGCUAUUGUUAAACAAAUACAAACGCUAUUCUAGCUGGCGUUCAUUGAUCAUCGAGAACGCAGCGCAAAUACGCGAGACACGCGCGUACCUCGUGACUAUCCCGUUUUAUUAAUGACAAAUCAAGGUUUUUCUUGCCGCGAGAAGCGCGAUCGAAGCUAUUUACAAACAAACCGUUGCGCAUCAGCCUCCUGGUAACUGCGCUCGUAAACAUCUACCAACGGUUGGCGCUCCGAUGAUCUACGAAACCGCGUAGACGUUGCUUAUGCACGUGAUACGCGAUAGUUGAGUGGACGAGCGAAGCUCGAGCGUUCUCCCCUAAACAGGCAAAGUCAUCGGAAGGUGACAGAAAUAAAGAGCCUCUCGACGAUCGAUCGCCAUCGGCGUCCGCUCCGCGACAACGCCAACGAGAUUACAACGGAACUUUGGACGAUCGAACGAUCAAACGAUAAAAACAUUGAAAACCGAUCGUUCGCUUGGAACGGUUAUUAAAACCGAUCAGUCGGCUUCUCGAGUAAUAUCCGGAAGCGACGAACGGCUUCGACGAGCGACGAAAGUGAGUGUUGAUUUCGCGCGAACCAUCGAUCCACGCGCAACGCCGCCAGUGUCUUCGAUCCAGUGCAACUGUCUGUAGGUCCAGUGAACGGACGAUCGCCAUAUAGAAUUUCGUCUCGUGUAACAGUUUGAUUAGUGCAAACGUUAAUCUGGAGGACUCGAUCUUCGAGAUAAAGACUCUCGUGAUAGUGAAUCUCGCGAAUGAAAACAGUCUACGAACUCGUACGAUAUACGACGAAAAAAUUUCAUGACGAAAUUACCGCGCCCUUCUGAAAACUCCGUCACCGUGUGAUCCGAGCUCGCGUAAUCGAAUCGUCGAUCUUCCCGAAGAAACCACGGUACUCGUAAAGAAUCGCAAGUAACGCUUUUAACGAAGCAGUUUCGCGUCCAACGAAAUCGAACGAUCGCUCUACGACGAUAACGCGACGGUGUUAUACAUAGAAAUCUGGUGUCGAUCGAUGCCGAAGGGAAAAGAUUUAGCACGAAGUUGAGCCGAUUUCUUUAGAACGUAGAACAUCCGGCGUCGAUCAGUGUUCCCGUGACAGCCACUUCCUGGUUUAUACUGGAGCUGUACUUGCCGUACGCACCACUGCCGGGGGGUGGCGGAAUCCUCCCGGCGGUGAGCAGCGGACCUGGUUCUGGAGGGUGUCGUCCGGUAUUGUUGGGUGGCGUCGAUCUGUCCAUGUCGGCGGCGGGCCGACGCUACCAAGUAGCGGUCCGCCGCCGCACAAUCCGCUCCAUCAUACACCCGGGGGAUUGGCGUUGCCGCCGUUGGGCUCGGCGCCGGUGAUGAUGCCGCGGCCACCGACGACCACCAUGCCGUCCUUGGGCCCCUCGUUACCACCCUCGCACCAGGACGCUGCCGAUUUGGCCGAGGCUGCGCCCAACCAGGACGUCCUGUUGGCUCUCCUCGCCAGGAACAAGAACUUGGAAGAACGGAAGAUCAAAACACCAAGCUGUUUUCCGAUCAAGGAAGAACCUUCGAUACCAAAAUGCGGAGGCUGUCAGGAAGCGAUUUUGGACAAAUACGUUCUGAGAGUUCUGGAAAGGUGUUGGCAUGCAAGGUGCCUCACGUGCCGGGAUUGUGGUGCAAGAUUGACUGAUAAAUGUUUCGCAAGAAACGGCCAUGUCUUUUGCAAGGACGACUUCUUCAAGUAUGGCAGGCGUUUUGGGACGAAAUGCGCGGGCUGCGGCCAAGGAUUGGCACCGUCGCAAGUCGUGCGUAGGGCGCAAGAAUUGAUCUACCAUCUAACUUGUUUCUCGUGCGCCCUUUGCUCUCGACAGUUGGACACUGGGGACGAGUUCUACCUCAUGGAAGAUAGAAAGCUCGUUUGUAAACCUGACUACGAGCAGGCGAAGGCAAAAGAAUUGGCAGACGGAGGAAGUAUAGACGGUGACCAACCAAACAAAAGGCCAAGGACCACGAUCACAGCGAAACAGUUGGAAACUUUAAAAUUAGCGUACAAUACCAGUCCUAAGCCAGCGAGACACGUGCGAGAGCAACUUUCUCAGGAUACAGGACUCGACAUGCGCGUGGUUCAAGUUUGGUUCCAAAACAGGAGAGCAAAAGAGAAGAGACUGAAGAAAGACGCGGGUAGAACAAGAUGGUCUCAGUAUUUUCGAAGUAUGAAAGGAACGGGUGCAGGUGGACAUUCACCUAGGCAUGAUAAGCUUCUUGAUAAGGACGAGCUUAAAGUCGACUUAGACGCCACCUUUGGUCACCAUGAUUUGAGUAACGAUAGUUACGGAACAGUGGUGAACAUGGGAUUAGAUGGUGAAGGCGCGAGUCCAGGUGGGGGUGGAAAUGGGGCAGGCGGGGGCCCUCCACGUAGUUAUUUGGGUGCAACAACUCCCCCUUAUCUCUCAACGUCCAGAUCACCGUCCUUACCACCUCAAUUUCCAUAUCCACCGGAUGCUGGCCUCUCCGUCUACACUACCCUUGGAGGCACAGGUGGCAUGGUACCAGGACCGGCAUCGGAUUUGAGCAACGAAUCGAGCGGAGGUGGUGGUGGCGGCGGAGGCGGCGGUGGAGGUGGUUACCCGGACUUUCCACCCUCGCCCGAUUCAUGGCUCGGCGAACCACCACCUCCACACGCUCACCACCAUUCCCACUACGCCACAUAACCCGGCAAACUGACGCGUUGCCAAGCACCGUUCGGAAGAACGGAUCGGCGCAAGGCGUUUACCUGACGAUCUUUAUCCAUAAGGCAAGACUCAAUUAAAAGACUAAGCCUUCGAUCGAAUCAUCAACCUGUCCACUUUCGUCGAUCGUCGACGAUCUUACGUUCGCGAGUCUCGAUCUCGAGAGGAUCUCGGUGUUCUCGGUGUAUCACCAAGAGAUCCACCUAAUAAGAGCGGAACUCGAUCAGGAUAUGCGUGACGAUCGAGCACCGUCUCGAGCCACAGGAGUCAUUCCACACCGUACACUUCACCGUCCCGGCGGGGUUCCCAUCAUCGGAAUGAUGCCAUAUGUCGCUGUCGUAUAAAGUUACAUUUAGAGCGCGUAUACGAUACGCAUUCGAUAGGUACGAUUAAUCUAAAUAUAUUUAUGUACAAGUUCCUCGUUUCCCGGUACUAUGGAGUUUAAUCGUCGAAUAAAGAAAUACUAGAGGGUAGUUUAGACGUGUCGCGAGACCGGUUGUUCACAACGAAUCGAUAUCGUUCGAAAGGACGAUACUUCGUAACGAACUUUUUUUUCCAACGUACAUGUAUGUUGGUAUUCAACGAAAUCGUCAAGAUAUUUGCAAGAAUGGGUAUUCGUACGCGUAAAGAGCUGGCAUUCGUUCUAGCGAAUACAUACGCAUUCCCGUAGAACGAAUUGCGUUUCGUAGAGAUCGUACUUGACGAAAGAUAUCGUUUCGUUCGUGAACAUCGCGGGACACGUUUCUAUGGUAUACCGCGCUUACGUGACGCUAGAAGUUUCAAGUGUCGUUUAUUGUACAUAGUUCAGAUUAGAUUUUAUUGUACUACGGUAAGGGAAGGAGGAAAAAUGGGAGGUAGAGCGAAAGCAGGAAAGACGGGAAGGAUAGGCGUACAGCGAUCUCUAAGGAAGCGACGCCGUCCGCAAAUGAAAUUCGAAAUAAAAGUUAACCCUGAAGCACUAAUGAAUUUUUUCCAUCGACGCUCGAUAGAUCGAUUUUCUCAUAAAUGCGAGAUAAUUACACACGAGACUGGUUCAUUAUUUUUCGUUAGCGAAGCUGUGACAUAGCACGGAAUCGUGAAUGUUCGAUCGAGGAAGCGUAGAUUGUAAAAUCAGUUUCGAUUGGUCAAACGAUUUACACUUUUUUCAUAAUGAAUAUAUAUCGAAUGUCGCGCUCUUCUAAUGUAAAGUACAUGCAUAAAAUGUAGGUACGUACGAAUUUAGUGCUACAGAGUUGGCCAGCUUCGCGACCAAUCAGAAUCGUUCUACUUACCGCGAACCGUUCAGUCCACUUUAAGAAACGGACGAGCGAAGACGUGGUGGAAAUAUUGUCCACGUUAGAUCGAACGUCGUCGCGUGAUUUCCGAACGCCUUAUUCAAAUUGAUUCGAGAAGUGUGAUUUUCGAGCGAACGACAGCCAGGUGUGGAUUAUUAAUUGUGUUGUAAUUUAUUGCAAAAAGGUUUACUUGCGACUGGUGAAUCGUGGAGAACUAUGAUAAGUCGAGAGAGGCUUGCCCUUAUGGAUACAACGAUCGAUGUAUCCAUAAACAAAACCAAUCGUGUAGUCUACAUCGUGAAGCAUAACGAAGAUGUUUCUUAGCGUGACAACGCAACGAAUAUCAACAUCCAUGAUUGUCGCUCGAAAGUAAGUCCCUUUUUCGCGACUUAUUAGACGAUCGCCAUUCGAUUCCACCAACGUAAACGAAAUCGACAAACAAACACGACGCCAUUUGAUCGAAUACCGAAUCAAAGUUUACUUUGCAUGUUUGUUUAUCGUUGGUGAAACCGAGCGUCAGUAGAUUACACCUUUGACGUGCUCUGCGUCACUUUUUAUCGAUUUACAGCAUCGGAAAGGCACUGUCGCGAGAUAUUUCGAUCAAUCGAUUCCAUUUGAACGAACGUUCGUUUACGCGGUUAACGCUUCACAGAUCAAGCUGUAAAUUUACUUAAAAAUUUUGUGGAUAUGGAAAAUAAAUUACAUUAAUACCUUUUUUAAAUAUUAGACUAAAGCGUACAAAUGCACAAUUUACCAGGUUCUGUCUGUAAAGCGGUAACAAUGUUAAAUAAUCAAAGUCGUAACGAUGUCAAUUGUACUCUUGUCUCAACGCAUAUAUGUAUAUGCGCGAUUAUGUAUAAAUUGUAUACAUAUGUAUGUACACGCGAGAUACAUAUUCGUGACAGCAUGCCUAGAUUUAUAUAUAGAUGAUCGAUAAUCAAAAGCAACGGAUUCAAUUGAUCGACGUAAGUCUCCGAUUGAUGGCUAACUUCAUUCGUAUAUGUAGUAAUAUGAGGCAUAUAUAUAUAUAUAUAUAUAUAUACACACACACCAUAUUAAUUACGUAACAAACGUAAAAUUUUUUAUGUAUAUUUGUUCAAGAUUUACGACGACAUGAUUUGUAAAUUUAUUUUUCAAAUAUUCCUAUAUGCCUCGUAUUAUUCGAGCGAUAUAGUACUUGAAACAUAGCGCACAUCGUCCGAGAAGGAGCGAUAAAAAAAAAAUAUAUCAUUGUAGAAUUGUAUAUACGUCGCCCCGAUUAUUUUACCCGCGAAAAUUCGAUGAACUGAAAUUGAAAGGAGAGCUGAAACAGAAAUACGAUAUAUUUCGUCGGGUAAAAGAACUGAAUGUUGUACAGUUAUGAAAAUCGAACACACACACUCCUCACCGGGUUUCAUAAAGAUGAAUAAAAAAGAUUCGCAUGACUAGCGCAAUUCAUAACUUCAUCGACACGAGUUACUACGGAUCUUUAUAUUAUUAUCUAGUCAUCGAGUGAUAAUAAAAAUUCUAUCGUAAUCUA
This is a messenger RNA of Bombus impatiens (common eastern bumble bee), 7829 nucleotides long. It is a transcript of the gene Lim3, whose product is annotated as LIM/homeobox protein Lhx3. Lineage: Eukaryota; Metazoa; Arthropoda; Insecta; Hymenoptera; Apidae. The record is from RefSeq and is a predicted model, not a curated record. Bases 3684 to 5018 code for a protein of 444 amino acids. Gene Ontology annotation, cellular component: nucleus. The transcript is spliced from 9 exons. Gene Ontology annotation, biological process: regulation of transcription by RNA polymerase II; neuron differentiation. Gene Ontology annotation, molecular function: RNA polymerase II transcription regulatory region sequence-specific DNA binding; DNA-binding transcription factor activity, RNA polymerase II-specific.